Tribolium castaneum (red flour beetle) is the source of this 2931-nucleotide messenger RNA. It is a transcript of the gene Fbl6, whose product is annotated as F-box and leucine-rich repeat protein 6. The record is from RefSeq and is a predicted model, not a curated record. Gene Ontology annotation, molecular function: protein binding. The transcript has 11 exons. Gene Ontology annotation, cellular component: SCF ubiquitin ligase complex. Lineage: Eukaryota; Metazoa; Arthropoda; Insecta; Coleoptera; Tenebrionidae. The coding region runs from base 323 to 2194 and encodes 623 amino acids.
AUAGCAGCGCCACCUAUAAAAAUGUUUGCAUCUUGAGUAACAAGGUCAACAACACUAAAAUCAGAAAGUGGCCAAGUUUUCCAAAAUACUGAUUUUCUCAUCGAAAUAGUGAUGUGAUUGUGAUUGGUGGUGGUUUUUUCAACUAUUAUUGUGAGUUUUAGUAGACGAGUUUGUCAGAGACGCGAAAAAAGUCACUCAAUGGCCUGCAGACAACUUUCUAUCUGAGCUACCGGUGCAAAUUGCACAUUUUGUAAGGUUUUUUUUUUCGUACGUCAAUGAUGUGGUUACCAACUUGAAAGAAAAAAAUGUGAAAAAAAUCACAAUGUCGGGCGCCGAUUGUUUCAAUGACAUACCGACUGAGAUUUUUGCGGCGAAUUUAACAGAAACAAACGGAGAUAUUUACGAACAUUUACCAAACAAUAAUGUUUGUCCUGUGAAAAAUUUUGUAACCGACGUACAACAACAAAAUCAAGGCGCCACUAGCACGGGUAAAAAACAAAAACGUGGUGGUAGCCAUGAGGAAAGUACUGAUUGUAACAAUGGUAGUAGCAUAAAAAAAGUGUCGAAAAGUCGCAGCAAAAGCGGAAUGGGCCGAGGUAGACCUCGGAAAGCGCUCGUCGCAAUGUAUCACAGUCAGAUAAGCGGCGAUAAAAACACAAUAAAAAUACGAAUAAAAAAAAGUAAUUUUACCGCACAAGUGCAACUAAGCAGUGCACCGAAUAAAAAGAAAAGCGGAAGACGGAAAAAACAAAAAGUUACUUCGGAUACGGACGUAUCCGAUUAUGAAUAUACAGCAAAGAAAAGUAAGAAUGAGAGUGACGUAACGAGCACUCAGGAUCAGGAGCCUCAAGAGCAAAGCGUUUGGGGUGAACACGUACCGGAAAAUGUGUUGUAUAAAAUUUUUCAAAACGUUUGCUUUCAAGACGGAUGUUUGCCGAAUCUAGUGAGAUUAUGUCGAGUGUGUAAACUGUGGCGAAACGUGGCUUUGACACCUUCGUUGUGGAACAAAGUCGAUUUGAAUUAUGUAAAAGAACCAUUCAGGACUGAUUUGCAAUUACAUUGGUUAAUUUAUAAUCGAUUGUCUUGUUGCCAAGAUUUAAAUUUGGGUGAAUGGAAGGUUCGUGAUAUACAAAUUGCAAUCGAAGCUCUCUGUACGAAUUGUCCUGAACUUCAGGGCAUCAAUUUGAGUGGUUGGAAAGGCCUUAACGCCGAUAAUUUGAAAUAUUUAACAACGGAAUGUAAAAAACUGGAACGAUUAGACUUGUCGUCAAUUAACUCUACAUCGGCAAUUAAUUCUCAACCUUUGGUAGCAAUGGGGCAAACGAUGAGCAGUCGUUUGACACAUUUGGUACUCGCUCAUAAUAAAAUGGCGGGUUUUACUCAAAUAAUGGCGUCAAUUGCUGCAAAUUGUCCAAAUCUCCAGCUUUUAGAUAUAUCCAACAUUCGAACCUUUGCUCACAACAGCGCACUUUUACAUGUUGAAAAAUUACAAAUUGGUUGUCCGAAAUUGCGAGUUUUGCGUAUUACGAAUAGUCAAAUUUGGUUGGCACCAGCUAGUUUGACUGAUCAGGUUGCCUCUCCUGGAUUUCCGCUUUUGGAGGAGUUGUCUUUGGCCGGUUUGGAAGAAGACCAAACGACCACUUCUCGAUCUGUUGACGAUGACGGAAUUGAAAGGAUACUAAAAAAUAGUACAAAACUUCGUUUGUUAGAUGUUAGAGGGUGUAUUCGUUUAACUGACUCUGGUUUAGUUAAAGUGCCCGCAUGGGAUCUCGAACAUUUAUUUUUGAGUGCCUGUUAUAUAACUCGGACACAAAACUCUGGUCUCGAGUUGAUUGUCCAGAAAUGGAGUCACAGUUUACUAGAAGUUGAUCUAGCAUGGAGCACUGCGACGGAAUCUUUGGAUGCAGCUGUGAUGGCUUUGGCUGAGAAAGGAUCUGAAUCAAAGUUGAGAAUUGUGAAUUUAUGUGGCUCUUCAGUGAGUUUAGAGCCGGUGAAAGCCGUACUAAAUUGCCCUAAUUUGCAUUCCAUUAAUUUGCAAUCGUGCCGGGCUUUACCUCGAGGGAUUAAAAGGUUAUAUACAGGAGAUGCCGUUCAAGAGUUGAAACAAAGUUUGCAAAAUAGGCCAAAGAAUGAUGUAAGCGAAUCUGAAACAGAACAGUCACCAGCUCAUCCAAUUGCAACAGCUGUUGAAUAGGAUGCUUUUUUUUCUUUUAUUAUUAUGUCGAAUGUGAUCGAAAUUAUUUAAAUACACGUGUGCCGAGUUUGAUCAAGCAUUUAACGGGACCAAAAAGAAAAAAAUUUCCUUGUAUCUCGGAUGAUGAGAUUGAACUUUGAGCCACUUGUAUGCAAAGCAAUAUUUUAAUUAUUUUGAUCACAUUUCGGAUAUAAUUUUAUAAAUAUUUAUUAUAUAAUAUACAUUGUAUAAAAAAUGUACGAUAAUUGUCUGAAUACUAUUUUAAAAGUUUUGAAUAAUUUAGAUAAAUACUUUACUAAUUUAAUACAGGUUAUCGAGUGUACAAAGUAUUUUAUUAAAAAUUUUCCUUGUUAGGUCUAAAUUAUUGUCUAUGUAAAGGAUUUAAGAAAAGAAAUAUUAGAGGAGAAAGCGGCUGUAUUUAUUUGUUGAUCCUCUCUAAACCAACUACAAGCUACAAGUGAGCAGGUGAGUAUCGUUGUGACUUUAUUAUUAUAUUAGUAAAGUAUUUGCAAAACAUGUCUUACCUGUCUAUACGUAUGUAAAAAUUUUUCAAUUGAACACCAAUCAAAAGUAAAAAAAACAACCACACCUGACCUUAAUGCACCAUUUUUUGGGUUUUUAAUCAAAUGUAUUUUAUUAAUAGAUUGUGUACCUAUAAUGUGUAAUUGUCUAUUAGAGCGAAAAUGUAAUUCUAAUUAUGUUUACUUGUUUUGUAAUAAAUAAAAAAAGUUUCGUUA